AGCAUUAGCUAAGGUCCGCCGCGGCGACCACUUCCAAACACAACCUCGUCAGCAUGACAGUAGGGCCCGAAGACAUCGAUGCGUCGCGGCCGUACACGUGUGAAGUCAACGUGGACGACGUCCGCAUCCUGCAGAAGGCCGAGUACGAAGUGAGCGUCAAAUGCACGUACUUUUCGGAAUCCAGGCGCAGCAAGUGCACCGCGACGUGGAGUGUGUGGCGGUCGUUUUCGGCGUUUCGGCUGUUGGACGCGCAGCUUCGGAAGCGCAGUCCCAAGCACAUGAAGGGGAUCAAGUUCCCGCCGCUCCAUCGACAGCGGACGCUGUUCCGGACGCAUUUGGAAGCGGCGUUUCUCGAAGCGCGGCGCGCCGAACUCGACACGUACAUGAGCAUGGUCACGUCUGCGCCGGCGUUUGUCACUUUCCACAUCACGUCCAUCGAAGCGCAGUCGCUCAAGUCAUUCGUGGCGUAUUCGAGCGGGUUUGGACAGAACGUCACCCACGUGCCAACGUCCGCAGACGCGAUCGGCGCCAGCCGCAACAGCACGUUCGUAGAGAGGCCGCGACCGCAGAUGACGUCACAGAGCUUGACGGCCAACUACCGGUGGUCCGGCACGGGAUUCCUUGGGGGUCAGCAGUUGAAGACAGGGAAUGCGUGCUUGUCCAUGCGCCAUAACAGCACGAAUGGCGGGUUCGUUCAUGUCGCCCCGCAGCAAUUCAACCAGAGUUUCAAAGAGCGUCAAACGUUUGCCCAGAACUCGAGCGAAAGCAACAGCAUUAAAAGCAACGCUGCCAGUUUAUCACGGCAGUCGGUGCCGCCGCACGCUGUGCUCGAUGGGACCGACGCGGCCAUGUCCUCGUCCAGGUUGAUGGCCGUGACCGUGCCCGAGGUAGCCGACCCCGAAGUCGAACGCGAACGCGGCAAGAUGGAAUUGGAGCUGCGUUCGGCGGGGCUGCAGGGCGUGGGGAUGCCGCCCGACGGGUCGUGUCUGCUCCAUUGCCUCGUGUACGAACUGUUCCCAUUGAAGUGGGAUUGCUUUAAGACAUAUCCUGCGGCGAUGAGCAUGGUCAACGUCGGAUCUGCCGAUGGGAUUGCGCCGCGGCGGAUGCAAGCCGCGGCGCAGCUGCGAACAGACCUGGCGGCAUUUGCACUUGCCAACAUCGACGCCCUGGGCACAUUCCUCAUGACGUCGUCCGAGGACUUGACCAACCGGUACACGACAUUUGGGAACGUUCCCGACGAACAAGCUACCGUGGCCGAACUCUAUGCCGCCGCGACCAUGCUGGAUCUGGAGAUUGUGCUCGUGACGAACGACCCAGCCUUCCACAUCGACCCCGUGGUACCCGUCGACGGCAUCCCGAGCAUCCGCGGCGGCGGAGACACCCGCCGCACGAUUGUGCUGGGAUACAUGCCGCCCACGCCAAAGAUGGGAGGCCACUACCUGUGCACGAGGGAAAUUUCCUACUCGAAUUCGUUUGCGUCGGGGUACUUUGCAGGCAAGAUGUCAAGUCUGUCGUCGAGAGGCAGCGUGCGCCACAGCAGUGUCGCGGCUCAUGUCGGGAUCGUCGCAUGAGGACGUGAUACAAUCAAUAGAUAUAUUACAGUAGUUCUCAUAUUGGAACUUGCAUCUGGCCGUCGGUUCCAUAGACAACCUAACACAUGUAUACUUACCAUGGAUGCAUUCGA
Molecule: messenger RNA, 1684 nt
Organism: Aphanomyces astaci
Lineage: Eukaryota; Oomycota; Saprolegniomycetes; Saprolegniales; Verrucalvaceae
Exons: 3
Coding region: 54-1571 (505 amino acids)
Molecular function (GO): phosphatidylinositol binding
Source: RefSeq, a predicted model, not a curated record